Molecule: messenger RNA, 1239 nt
Organism: Bradysia coprophila
Lineage: Eukaryota; Metazoa; Arthropoda; Insecta; Diptera; Sciaridae
Product: acyl-CoA-binding domain-containing protein anorexia
Molecular function (GO): protein binding; fatty-acyl-CoA binding
Source: RefSeq, a predicted model, not a curated record
UUGUGUGACAUUUAAUAAUUUUUUCUGGUGCAAUCAAGGCCGGUGGAGUUAAACGAGUGAAACUAACGAGCUGUAUUUUCCUUCGUUUAAGAAAGAAUCCUCAUUCGAUAAUUUUUUUUGAAAGGAGAUGGCAUCAGUUCCACGCGCUGCACUAAGAUUGUACGUUGGAGGUCUACCUUGGACUGUCGGACACACUGAGUUGAGAGACUUCUUUAAAGGCUUUGGUCGCGUAAUUUCAUCGAGUGUUCAAUAUAAUAAGAAGACUGGAUGUUCAAAAGGUUUUGCAUUUGUUUUGUUAGAAAACGACGGUCAAGUUUUGCAAAAAUUGGGAAAUAACAGUCUUGUGCUAGAGGGUGCGACUUUAGAUGUUCAGCUUGAACGCCAAGAAUAAACACAACUGCAACGACUGUCUAACUUGAUUUAAUAGUUGCUCGUUUAGUUUAAAAUUAGUUUUAGUUUUUGUUAUUACUAUUAAGUAAGGGAAAUAUGUCCAUCAGUUCGGAAUUUGGAGAGGAUUUAUCCGAAAUAGAACCAAAGUUUGAUCGCGCCGCAACGUAUCUACAAAGCAUUGUUUCCGAAUUGGAUCAAAAAACUUUACUAUCAUUUUAUGGACUGUACAAGCAGGCAACGGUCGGUCCGUGUAACACUCCCAAGCCAGGAAUUUUCAAUUUGCAAGCUAAAGCAAAGUGGAAUGCGUGGAAUGAGCUAAGCAAUACGCCCAAAGACGUUGCCAUGGGUCGAUAUGUUGACGAUAUGGAACAGCUGCGCCCAAAUUGGGAUGCAAACAACAAAAGCCGAUCGAAAGAUCAAUGGGUUUCAGUGUCAACGUUUCAAAUGGAUGGUGACGAUUUGGUGGAAUUGGCAGAAAAGUCCCAUUUUGACUUUGUGAAGGAAGGCGAUUUGGAGAAUUUAUCAAAAUGUCAGUCGAUCGGGUCAAAUUUGAAUACACUUGAUGAAGAUGGUCUCGGUCUAAUCCAUUGGGCGGCUGAUCGUGGUAAUACGUCAAUCUUACAAUUUCUACUGAAUAGCGGCAUUGACAUAAAUAUGGUUGAUUCUGACGGACAGACUGCUUUGCAUUACGCAUCGUCCUGUGGGCAUUUAGAAUGUGUACAAUUAUUGCUUAAAUUCGGGGCCGAUCGCACGAUCAAAGAUAAUCAAUCCCAAUGUUGUUUGGAUGUUGCUGAGAAUACAUCGGUUGCUGAUCUAUUGCGAAACUAAUAAAUAUUUUCACUUUGUAAA